Molecule: messenger RNA, 1478 nt
Organism: Notechis scutatus (mainland tiger snake)
Lineage: Eukaryota; Metazoa; Chordata; Lepidosauria; Squamata; Elapidae
Source: RefSeq, a predicted model, not a curated record
CGAGCGCGGACGGCCGAGCAGGAGUGGGAGGGCCGGGCGGGUGGCCAGGCGAGCCAACACCGGGCGGGGUUGCCGGCUGCUUUUGCUGCCUUUUCCGAGCGGGGCGGGGGGCAUCAAGCGCCUGGCACGGGCGAUCCUGCCCGGCGCGGCCCCCGUUGAAGCAGUGGCCCCGGGCAGCGCCGGCCUCGCCGCGUGUGGAUGCGGUCCCGGGCGCCGGCGGGCGGCCGAAGCUGAGCGGCCGCCGAGGAAGAUGGAGUGCGCGCUGGACGCCCAGAGCCUCAUCAGCCUCUCGCUGCGCAAGAUCCACAUGUCGCGCACGCAGCGCGGCGGCCUCAAGCUGCACAAGAACCUGCUGGUCUCCUACGUGCUCCGCAACGCCCGGCAGCUCUACCUGAGCGAGCGCUACGCCGAGCUCUACCGCCGCCAGAGCAGCGCCCUGCCCGGCCAGCCGCCGCACCCGCUCUACCUCGACGGAGCCGUCGGCGCCCUGCCCUUGGCCCCUGCGCCCACCGUCUGCGCUCCCCCGCCGCUGGGCGAGCUGGCCGGCGCGGACUUCCAGACCCUGCCCGCCUCCGGACCCGAGGGCCUCCAGCUGCGGAGCUGCGCCCUGGCCAGGCCGGACUCGCCGUCGAUGCUGCUCCUGCCGGCGCCGCCACCACCGCCGACGACGCCCGCCGACGACGCUUUGGGAUUGCCCGGCGCGGCGGCCGUGUGCCGGGACUCGCCGCUGCCCUUCUACCCGCCGCGGGGCUACCCCGGGUCGAGCUCCGGCGGAGGAGGCAGCGGAGGCGUCGGGACGGAGUUCGCGCCCUCGGGGAUCCCGCCGUCGGGCCCCGCGGCGCACUGCUCGAGCCGCACCACCGUGCUGGAUCUGGACACGCACGUGGUGACCACGGUGGAGAACGGCUACCUGCACCAGGACUGCUGCUGCGCGCCCUGCCCGCCAGGCGGCCUCGUCCCCGCCGUCGUGGCCUCCGCUGCCAGCUGCUGCCCGCCGCCGCCGCCGCUGCCUCCGCCCAGCCCGGGCGCCAAACGCAAGUACGAGCCGGCGGGCGUCGCUGGGGAUCCGCCGCUGUUGCCGCCUCCCGGUGCGCCUUCGCCCUUCGCCUCCUGUGCCAAGCGCGCCCGCUUCGAAGGCUUCCCCACCGCCGCUGGACAGGCGCCCUCGCCUUCCUCCUCUUCCUCCUCCUGCUCCCAUCCGUCCUCCUCCUCCUCCUCGCCGGAUGCUUCCAACAUCUCCAGCCUGAUCUCCAUCUUCGGCUCCAGCUUCAGCGGCUUGGUGAGCCGGCCGCCCCCACCGGCGCCGCCGUCGGACUCGGAGCAGCUCUCCAGCGGACAGUUGUGCGGCAAACAGGCGCUGGCCAGCUUGGGGGCUUGGACGCGGGCCAUCGUGGCCUUUUGAGAGCGGCCGGGGUCGGCUUUUGCGGGGCUCUCCCCGCCGCUCGGCCCCUUUUUGGACGGGGGUGUGUGUGUGUGUG